UUCGGCUAUUAAUUUAAUUUUUCCAAUCCUCAAAAUAAUUGUUUGAUUUGGAAAGCAAACAAAUUUAAAAAAAGAAAUUGUGAUGAACUGAUUCAUCUUUGGAUUUUGAUCUGUUGCUAUGCUUUUGUUUUUUUCGCCUGGUUGAUUUUGGAGUAUUUUGGGCUGUUCUGAUUUUGACUCAUUGUUACAUGGUUGAAUUUUCUCAAUUUUGAUUGUUUAAGCAAUCAACUUUUGUUUAAAGGAGAAUUCUUUGAUGAAUUGGUGGAUGGUAAUUAUACAGAAUUGCGACUUGGGACUUGUUUAAUUUUGUGACAAACUAUAUAGUCCGAAUUUAAGCUUUGUUCUAAAAAAGUUCCAGCUUUUGUUUAAAAAACAAGGCUGAAUGAACCCAAACUUAAAAAGAAAGAGAGGAACUAUAUUUGUUUCAGGAUCGGAAAGGUCGGCCAAUCAAGAUCAAAGAUGACUGCCUAGUGGCGACGAGCCCACUAGGCGGAGAGGGCGACAUAAAGGGGAAACAGCCCUCCUGAAACGAAGCUUAAAGCAUCUUGCUUUCAACAAUGGCCUCAAACUGGUCCGAGCUUCAAAUGGAACUCUUGGACUUAAUCAUCAAAAGGCUUGAUGCUAUUGUUGACAUCAUUCGUUUCAAAGCAGUUUGUUCCAAGUGGUACAGAGCAACACAAUUGUAUAUGACUUCUCCAUUACUCAUGCUUCCUAGGGAUAAAAAAGAAGAAGCUGAUGAUUGCCGCUUCUUCAGUGUUGCUGAGAAUAAGAUUUACAAGAUCAACAACGUGUUUGACGGGUUUCAUGGUGCGUGGUGCGUGGGAUCAUCACAUGGGUGGUUGCUGAUUUUGGACAAAGAAACAAAGCCACAUCUUCUUAAUCCGUUAUCAGGAGCUAAAGUCCAACUUCCGUUCAUAAACACUUUGCUACCAUAUCAAGAGCUACAACUGUAUAGAUCGUCACCUACCUUUGUGGAACUUCUGGUAAAGUUUUGUUUCUCUAAAGCCAUCCUAAUGUCCUCCGAUCUAUGUUUAUCUGAUGUAAGUAGAGGCAAGAGCUUUUGUAUUGUGGUGAUAUAUGGACUAUCUUCGCAAAGACUUGCAUUCUGUAUGCCUGGAGACAGCACAUGGACUCGCUUUGGUGGUGACGAUCAUGAGUACCUGGACAUAACAUGCCACAAUGGUAUGCUCUAUUCUUUAUCCUCUAAAGGGCUAGUUGAAAUUUGGGAUUUUCAUGGUCCUUCUCCCAAGAAAGUUUUGGUUUUUGAACUUUCUACAACAGUGUGUCAAUUCCUGGAGGCACAUACUCGCUUUCUAGAUAAAAUUACUUUUCUGAUUGAAUCAAAGGGAGAUCUUUUGUUAGUCUUAAUGUUACAAACUGACCGUGAAUUUGCUAUCUAUAAGCUGGAUUAUAGUGGAAAAGUAUGGAUACCUGUGGAAACCUUGAGCGACCAAGCUCUUUUUAUUAGUGAAAACGAAUGUAUGUCAGUAUCAACCCGAAAUUUUCCAAAAUUGAGAGAAAAUUCAAUAUACUUCAUAAAUAGCUCGAAGUAUAGCAAGAUUGGCAGAUACAAUGUUGGUGUCUUCAACUUCAAAGAAAAGAAAUUAGAUGAUGAGGCUGAAGAUAAUAAGUAUUUUCGUUCGAUUUAUUGGCCAGUAUAUUGGGUUGCUCUUAAUCCAAGGUAAUAUAUAUAUACAUAUAUAUAUAUAUAUAUAUAUAUGUGUAUGGUUUGCAGCUAAUGAUGCAGACUCAGGCUGAUUAUUCUCUUUGGUUAAUCAUAAAACAGUAAGAUUUGAUGGUUGAAUUUUGGGUAAACAUAUGUAUUUUGUCUCCCUUUUAUCAUUUUUCAUUUUUUUUC
Messenger RNA from Ziziphus jujuba (common jujube), 1858 nucleotides. Its product is annotated as putative F-box protein At4g22660. The transcript is spliced from 2 exons. Gene Ontology annotation, molecular function: protein binding. The record is from RefSeq and is a predicted model, not a curated record. Lineage: Eukaryota; Viridiplantae; Streptophyta; Magnoliopsida; Rosales; Rhamnaceae. The coding region runs from base 558 to 1685 and encodes 375 amino acids.